Molecule: messenger RNA, 4828 nt
Organism: Oncorhynchus kisutch (coho salmon)
Lineage: Eukaryota; Metazoa; Chordata; Actinopteri; Salmoniformes; Salmonidae
Product: glutamyl-tRNA(Gln) amidotransferase subunit B, mitochondrial
Exons: 13
Coding region: 31-1698 (555 amino acids)
Biological process (GO): mitochondrial translation; glutaminyl-tRNAGln biosynthesis via transamidation
Cellular component (GO): mitochondrion; glutamyl-tRNA(Gln) amidotransferase complex
Molecular function (GO): glutaminyl-tRNA synthase (glutamine-hydrolyzing) activity
Source: RefSeq, a predicted model, not a curated record
ACCAUAAUACUCUAAAUAGAAAGACUAAACAUGGCAGGCUCCUCUGCAGGAAUGACUACACUGCUAUGUAAUAUGAAUAAACAAGUUGCAAUAUUUUAUCCAACGAUUACUUACCAAAGGCACAGUUGGUGUGUGAUAAGGAGAAUAUGUAUGUCUGUCUCCCGAUGCCAGAGUCAAGCCCAAACAAAACGGAAAAGUGCUCCCCAGGAGCUGGUAGGUGUGGUGGGUCUGGAGAUCCAUGCUCAGAUCCACUCCAACACCAAGCUGUUUUCUGGCUCCCAAGUCGGGUUCCAGGCUCCACCUAACUCCCUGGUGUCCUUCUUUGAUGCCUCCUUACCUGGAACUCUACCUGUGCUGAACAGACGAUGUGUGGAGGCUGCAGUGAUGACAGGUUUGGCCCUUAACUGUACCAUCAACAGGAAGUCUCUCUUUGACAGGAAGCACUACUUCUACGCUGACCUUCCUGCGGGCUACCAGAUCACCCAACAGAGGCUGCCCAUCGCGGUGGACGGCACCCUGACCUACAGUCACCUGGGGGGCCGUAAGAGGAACGAGGUGGUCACCAAGAGUGUCAGGAUCAAACAGAUCCAGUUAGAGCAGGACAGUGGCAAGAGCCUCCACGAUGACUACAGGAACCAGACCCUUAUAGACCUCAACAGAGCAGGUGUGGGUCUGAUGGAGCUGGUGAUGGAGCCAGACAUGAGUUGUGGAGAGGAGGCAGCAGCAGCCGUCAGAGAGAUGCAGCUCAUACUGCAGGCUCUAGGGACCUGCCAAGGAAACAUGGCUGAGGGCCAGCUGAGAGUGGAUGCCAACGUGUCUGUCCACAGACCUGGGGAUCCUUGGGGCAUCAGGACUGAGGUUAAGAACAUCAACAGUGCCCGCAACCUGGCCAGGGCCAUAGACUAUGAGAUCCAGAGACAGAUGUUUGUCCUGGAGAGCGGCGGCACGGUGCAGAACGAGACACGGUCGUUUGAUGGCAAGACUGGUCACACCAUUCCAAUGAGAGACAAGGAGGGCCUUCAGGACUACAGGUUCAUGCCGGAGCCCAACCUGCCUCCUCUGAUGGUGUACGAGGCGUGCUCUACAGCCCCCCCUGGUGUUGCCCCCAGCCAGGUGGUGGUUCUGGAGGAGGUGAGGGAGAGGCUGCCGGAGCUGCCCAGCGUCAGGAGGCAGAGGCUGGUGGAGACCUAUGGCAUCCUCCCCGAACACAGCUUCACCCUGGUGAAUGAGGACGGGCUGAUGGACUACUUUGAGGCCGUCGUCAGGGAGACCAAGGCUGGGCCGAGAAAGGUGAUUGGCUGGGUGAUGAACGAGCUGCAGGGCCUCCUCCAUCAACAGAACCUGAGUGUCAGCCAGAGUCCGAUCUCUCCUCAAGCUCUAGCCCAGAUACUGAAUCUCCAGGAGAAUGGACAAAUCUCUUCUUCUAUCGCCAAGCAGGUGUUCCAGGAGCUGUGGAAGACCCCAGGUAAAACAGCCCAGCAGAUCGUCAAGGAGCAGGACCUGGGGAUGGUCAACGACAGCACAGAGAUCCACAGGAUUUGCCAGAAGGUGGUGGACUCACACCCAGACCAGGUCCAAGCCAUCCGCAGUGGGAACAAGAAGGUUCUGAACAAGCUCAUGGGUCUGGUCCAGAAGGAGACUAAAGGCAGGGCUGACCCAGUCCUGGUACGGGCCAUCCUGGAGCAGAAGACAUCCUGAGGACUAACUAACACUGUCUUUGGCCACCUUGACUGCCUCAACUUGUAUAUGCUUGGUGGAAUAUCAAACUGGUCCAAGAGGCAGCAAGCAUGGCAUCUUUAUGGCGUCAUCAUAGUUAUCAUGUCAUCUGGUCAAGAGGAUUAUUGUUGCUAAAUCAACUGUCUCUCAUGUUGUCUUCUGGCACCGUACCCGCCUUUAAGUUGUCGCAGUUGCAUUAUUACUUUGUGUACAUAAAUAUAUUCUAAUACCCUUUGGAGUGUGCACACUUAUCCCCUCCCGAACACACACUUCAUCUAAAACUGUCAAGGGAAUGGCAUACACAUCCUCCAUGAUAAUCACACUUUAAGCAGAGCCAUUCUGGAAUCCCUUCGCAGUUUGGAACACUCUGAACCCACCAAUGGCAGAACAUAGCUAAUAAAGGUAUGGCCCAUUACCAGGCAGUUUGGGAGUCAUCCCAGAAGUCAUCUUUCUGCUUUUAUCACGGUCUUCUGGCAGCACUGAAAUGAAUCAGGAGAGCAACAGAGGACUGAAGUACUAUAUGCAAUGUAUCUCCUGAUACUCCCUCUAAAAUGGAUCGGAUUAGGAAUGAUUUAGAGGUCAGUGUUCAGUCAAAGGAGAGGAAGUAGUCAUGAGUAGUGAGCACCCCCUUGUGGCUGUCAAGGGUGGUGCCCUUGUGUCUGUCAAGUGAAGGAGAUACAUACUGUAACCUGCAAUACUGAGACAUAUUGGCCUUUUCUCUAUCCUUUAGCUCUCUAGAGUUAGGCAUCUCUUACAUUCAGAUGGCUUGAAUAUUGGGUUUUGUCAAAUUACGCAGUAAUUCAAUACUGGUUGGCUGUGUGCAUGCGACUUCAGUUUGGUAACGUAGAUAGUUGCCUCCCAUUCAUCCCCUUUGUUUCUAUUGAAUGCCGUAUGCAGUGACCUAUAUAAAAGAGGUAUUGUACAUAACACAAUUGGACUUCUUGAUUAAAAAAAACAGGGUUUGUGGCUGGCUGCUGUUUCAGUGCCUGUGAAGAAGACCUAGUUUUGAACAGAAGCUGGGUCACUGGAUGAAUGGCUGUCAGAAGCCCUGUUUAUACCUGCUGUUAACAUUCAUCCUGAUCUUGUCCGUGUACACUUCGAUCUGAUCACAAUGCAUUUUUUUUAAUCGUCCAAAAAUGUGGCCACAAUCAGAAUUGGACAAGAUCAGGACAAAGGCUGCAUGUUAGAACCAGGUAUAGAGGGGGGAUUGUUUACUAAACGAGGCCAGUGGAGUCCACUGAACACACAACCACUUCUGGGUGAAAGAAGAGGAAGGAAAAAUGUGUUUUCCCUGUGUUUUGCAUUUCACUUUGCCGAGGUGAAGCUAAAAUAUAAAUUUGGGUAGAGAAGCUGUCAAGUCAAAACACAUGACAUAUUUAUCUGUUCUUUAAUAAAAAAGUAUUAUAAAGACAUCUAUUAGUGUAAAAUAAUCAUUUCUUGGAACCUCGGACUUUAAUGCCAGAAGAAUACACACUGGAGUAACCUGACAAGGUCAUCGCUGACAUCUAAAAUGGAUGCUAAUAGUUGUAGAAAGGGAGAAACUAGACUACUUCUCUUUGGAAUUAAACCUCUACGCAACUGAAGAGAACUGUGCCUCUAAAUUUGGUUAAAAUAAAUGUGCUCCACACAACAUUCUACUACAAGAGAAUAUGGAGUACAUCACCAAAUUUAGCAAUGGCAACAAAUGAUGCAUUCCAUAACUGUCCAUCGGUCCAACUUGUGGACUAGUUCGAGCAGACAGUGAUAUAUUUUUGACUUUGCAGCUGCAUCUACGUUCAUUAGGAUGCAUCAUAGGAAAAAGUUUUGCAACAGAAAACAAAAAAGAGCAUUUCUAAAUGGAUAAGCUCACCUUUAUGCCUACUGAACAUGACCAUGCUUAGCCCAGAGUAGACACUGUAAACAACAGGAGGAAAUUCAUUCAAAAUUCAGGCACCAAUUUUUAGGUAGUUCUUCCCUAACAUAUCGAUUUAAUAGGGACAGGCAUUGUAACAAAAUGUCUCCUUGGUUGAAAUCAAAACCUUAAAUAAAAAGGCCAUUAAAAUCAAGGCUAUUUAUUUGUUGCUAAUGGUAGACCAUGUCUUAGUCUGGAAUUCAAACUUCAAAUGGAGCAUAUCAGCUUGGAUUUCAGGCUACCCUCGUCUUACUGUGAGAGUUGGCCAACACUCAAUGCUAAAAUGAAUGUGCCAAAUCAUCAAUGAACAAACCAACAGUGAUGUAUUCCAAUCUUCCCAACUUGACUCAUAAAAACAUACAAGAAACAUGCAUUCCCUAUACAGCAACAAGAAGACAGAACAACUCAAGUUACAACCUCUGUGAAAAAAUAUGGCAAUAGAACCUCUCUCUACGAAACAGUUCCAUUAUUGUGACAUUAAGUACAUUCUGUAUUAAAUACCAACCCCAUCAGGAAACAAAACGUAAUAAAGUACUCUUUAUACCUCAAAUAUCAAUAAUGAUUUGCAUAGUGUGCUGCUUCUUUGAUUAUUUUUCCCAAUUAUAUACAUAAAGUACUAAAAUAAGGCUAAGACAUUGAGGGCUUCCCAAACGGCACCCAUUACCCCAUAUAGUGCACUACUCUUGAUUUAUAUGGUCAAAAGUAGUGCACUACAUAGGAAAUAAGGUGCUGUUUUGGAUGCGAACAUUGAGUGCAUCACCCUGAUAUGGAAAGCUCCUUUUAGAGAGAUAUCAUUAUAAAUAACGUGCAUUCAGUGGACAGGACCUGGUGCACCAUGGGAAAAUGGAGUUAGACGCAGCAUUGAGAAUUGACGUCAGAAGAACCCAGUGUCCUGAAGUACACCCCUAAAUAAAAUAAAAAACCUUCUAGAUUGAAUAUCUAAUGUGCAUUGAAAACCUAACAUAACUGAAAUAUGUCUAUUGAACAAAGAAAGUCUUUGAUUUAAGGUAUUUAGCGACACAAACUUGUUUUGUACAGUGAGCCUGAUAGUCUAACUUACUAGACCUCUUCUUCAGUCAAGAGUUUUGAAUAACAACGAUCACCGGAUACAUAGCAUUAGAGAAUGCCAUGGUCUACACCAACUCAUAAAGCAAGUAUGAGAUGAAUGGGGCUCCCACUUCUAACACCAACACGCUAACCAGUAGUUUAGUGGUGCUGCUA